Tetranychus urticae (two-spotted spider mite) is the source of this 1715-nucleotide messenger RNA. RefSeq names its product electrogenic aspartate/glutamate antiporter SLC25A12, mitochondrial. The record is from RefSeq and is a predicted model, not a curated record. Lineage: Eukaryota; Metazoa; Arthropoda; Arachnida; Trombidiformes; Tetranychidae. Gene Ontology annotation, biological process: L-glutamate transmembrane transport; aspartate transmembrane transport; malate-aspartate shuttle. Gene Ontology annotation, molecular function: L-glutamate transmembrane transporter activity; L-aspartate transmembrane transporter activity.
GUUUCUUCAACAAAGUAUUAGUUUAUCAACUCAGUAAAACUGAGUCAGUAUUACUUUAGUAUUUCAUUUGUCAGAUUGGAUAUUUGUUUGUGUUAUUAAUUUUUCAAUGAUUGAAGUUAGUGAAAAUACAUCAAAUAGUGGUGAUGCUGGUGCAUACUCAGAACAACGAAGCAUUCUUCUACAAGUUGCUGAAAGUACCUACAGAUUUGUUUUGGGAUCGAUUGCUGGUGCCGCUGGUGCCACUGUUGUUUAUCCAAUAGAUCUUGUGAAAACACGGAUGCAAAACCAGCGAACUGGUUUAAAAGGAAAAGUUGCAGAUGUUAUGUAUAAAAAUAGUUUCGAUUGUUUCAGAAAAGUUAUUACUCGGGAAGGUAUAUUUGGUUUGUACAGAGGAUUAGCUCCACAAUUGGUUGGUGUUUGUCCGGAAAAGGCCAUUAAAUUAACUGUUAAUGAUUUCGUUCGUGAUAGAUUAACUGAACAUACGGGUAAAAUAACUUUGCAAUCUGAAAUAUUUGCAGGCUGUUGUGCUGGAGCUUCGCAAGUUAUGUUCACAAAUCCAUUAGAGAUUGUAAAAAUUCGUCUACAGACUGCCGGUGAGGUAUCAACUAACAAUAAACUUGGUGCUGGAGCCGUAAUUAGAGAACUUGGAUUAAGAAAUCUGUACAAAGGAGCAUCUGCCUGUUUUCUCAGAGAUAUACCAUUUUCGGGUAUUUAUUUCCCAGUUUAUGCUCAUUGCAAGCUUCAUUUCGCCGGGGAAAAUGGACACAAUUCACCGGGAUCCUUACUCGUGUCAGCAGUUAUAGCAGGUGUACCGGCUGCAUAUUUAGUUACUCCCGCUGAUGUGAUAAAGACAAGACUUCAAGUAUCUGCUCGUAGUGGUCAAACAACUUACAGUGGAUUACUUGAUGCUACUCAGAAAAUCAUGAGGGAAGAAGGAUUCACUGCUUUUUGGAAGGGUGGUAUUGCUCGAGUAUUUCGAAGUGCCCCUCAAUUCGGGUUCACUCUUUUAACUUAUGAAAUUCUUCAAAGAUUUUUUUACGUUGAUUUUUCUGGUCGCCGUCCAAAUGAUAAACAAGCAAAAGCUUCAAUCCAAGCCAACAAUGAAAGUGUGGCCUUACCGUUGGGGGUUGCUAAAUAUUGAUUGUCAACUCUACUUAACUCAAUCGCAAGUAGCUUACACUCCAUGCAACUUCUCAGCCUUGGCAUUGGAUGAUGAUCAGAAAGUUGACCUUGCUUCUAAAAUUUCUCCUGCUAUCGAUUGGAUUACAAAGACAUCACAUGAUUUUUACGCCAUUUGGAUUUUGAGAAGCUAAAUAACAUUUCAAUUUAUUUAACGAGAUUUGGUGUUUACGAGGGGAAGAUUUACUUUUGAUUUCAAUCUUUCAAUAUUGUCAUCUGUCAUCAACAACAAUAACAUCUACAUCAUCUCUACAUCAGUAUGAAAAACAUGAGACUCAUGUGUAGUUUACAUAAUUAUUUAAUCAUCAUCAUCACCUUUGCAUCUCUUUCAACAAUAGUGUCAAAUCAGGCAAUAAGUGGAAAGCUGAUUAAAGACAUAUCCCAGCGAGUUAAAAAACUGUUAGAUGGUAACUUAGAUGAGAAAGGUGUUCUCAAUGUAAACAAAUGGUUCAAUGACAAUCUUCAGGAUCCUUAUUAUAUUCAAACAAUCAACAUUUCAGAGUCCGGAGCUUUAACAUCAUAUAAGGGAUACUUUC